Molecule: messenger RNA, 2637 nt
Organism: Caenorhabditis bovis
Lineage: Eukaryota; Metazoa; Nematoda; Chromadorea; Rhabditida; Rhabditidae
Source: the annotation of a GenBank genome assembly
AUGGUAGAUGGCGAUUCAGAUGCUGUCGAUGAGGCCACGUUGGUGGAAAAAGAUGACACGACGAUGACAAGCAUUGUCGGCUAUUCGCGUGACCCACUUCACAAAACCGUACUUGAAGUGCUAAAUAUUCUAUCGUUGGAGACAAUUAAAGCGUUUCCCGAGAAGCCGCUCGACGAUGCUAAGAGAAAACAUAUUAUUCAUUUUGCGCGAUUAUUGGAUCGAAAAACUGAACAACUCGGCGGUGAGGAAAAUACCAUCGAAUUUGAGCACAAUUGGAGUCUUCUCACGUGGGCGUUGCUCAACGUGAUCGCUCGCGUCAAUCAUGAGGCAAAUCCGGAAAUCUCGGCGACGUUGAACCAUUUGCUCGUCGCGUUGGUGAAUCGCGCCAAACCGAUACGCGCGCCAAAAUUGCGAGCGGCCGGCGAGACGCUCUGGUUGAGCUUCAAUCAACUCUACAACCAGUGCCUGCACAUUUUGCACAAUUUGUACUCGCAAUUGGAUCAUUCGAGUGCCGACGUCGCGUCGAAAUUGGACGAGUUUUGCGAUUCGCAUUUGGAGCCGUGUUUGGAGUCGUUUAAGCAAAUGUGCACCAAUAGUGCCGAUGUUUUGCACACUGAAUUAAGAAAAAAACAAGUGGAGUGCAUUCGGGAUCGCGAGCACCUCGCGGAUGAUGACGUCACUGACAUCGUGCACUAUUACACGAGUUGCCUGUACAUUCUGGGCCUAUUGGCCGCCAGACUGCAGGGAUUCCAAUAUGAAUGUUGCUCGUCGAUCGGCUACUUCUUCUCGCGAAUCGACAGUAUGCAGAGAAUGAUGACGAUGGUGGUUGCCACGUAUGAGCAGGUCAUGUGCGACGCGCUCAUGUGCAUGGAGCCCCUCACGUCGCCGGUUUUGGUAACCAACAAUUUGUUCACGUUCACGUGUACACCUUUAGCCAGAUCCCUAAUUUUCAAGAAUUUUGAAGUUCAAAUUGUCAGCGAAGACACGGCACAAACUAUUCAGGAGGAGAUCACCAGCGUUCGGUGCGGCCUCAAAAGCCCACUUCAUCCGCCUGUCUUUCCGUCGGCUGCUUUGCUGGCAAUGAAGCCAACGUCGGGUGUCAAACGGCAUAAUGCGACAGCAAGCGCCUCAGGAGGAAACACCGCCCACAAGAAAUCGGAUGUGAACAGCGCCGAAUCGGUGAGCCUCGUGCCGACGUUCAGCGAUAUCACCAACUCGUGGACCGCCCAGUACCCGUAUUUGUUGUGUACGACGCGCCAGAAGGACGCCGAGCUGCUCGACACGCGCUCGAGUCAAAUCGGUAAACGGCCGCUGUUUUACUUCUACAUUCGCGCCAGGACUUUUUCACCGAGCGGCGGUCUCACCAAUGUUCGGACGCUUUCAUUGCCAUUCACAAUCUCGACGCGUCGCAAUCAGGAUUGUCAAGUUCAGAGGAUGUUCAGCUCCUAUACGGCCACAUGUUUCUGGUUGUACGGUAGUUGUACGGUAGACGGGCUUUUCCUAAAUUGGAAUGAUGACGCCAUCGGAUGGAACACUUUCAGGAAACUUUGCUCACAAUACUUUACUGUCAACGCGGAAGUAUCGCGGCGAAUGGAAGAAUCGGAUUUCGACGUGCUCGAGGAGAAGAUGCAAUGCGAAGACUGCGACGAUCAUCGCCGCCAUCCGCCGAUGCUUCCCAACGGCGAGCGGCGAAUAUCGUUCAAGAACAUGCUGUGUCCGCAUUUGCGCUUCGAAACCGACACCACGAUGAUGCGUUUCUCGGUGUGGCGCGGCAUUCUCGAAAUGGUGCAGAUCUUCCAGGAGACGAAGACAAAUGUCAAAAUGGCCUGGGACGACUACCUGCUUCAUGGUUUCGUCGACACCAGCCGGAUCGCUGACCUACUCGGUCCCUAUCGCAAUUGUCUGAUGGUCCGACUCACCUAUAUAAUAGGCGGCAGCCUAUGCGUCUCCUAUCGUAAUGAUGGCGACGUUGUUCAUCUGGAGCCGAUUGAUUUGCGCAAACUGCAGACGAAAUGCAUUCUAGACUAUCUUGCCGACAUCGCCGAAUCGGCCAUGAUCGAUUACAUUCUGAUGGCCGAUAUGAGUGUGAUCGCGGUUUCCGAGAUGAUUGUCAAAUACAAAAUUGGGCAGGAUGUCACAAGGGUCCGCGGAGUCACCUGCAACAUUUCCUAUAGUGGUCCAGUUACGCAAGUCAACCAUAUAAAGUUCACGCCAUUGCGCGUCGCGGUCGUCACUUGCAAGGAUGGUCCCGUCGCGAUGCCAACAACGCCGACGAGGCGGCAGAGAAGCGGAAGAGAGUACUUCCAUUUGACGAUUAAUCCGUUUAAUACCGAUCCGAACGCCGAGACAAUCAUCAAACGGUGUCCGCCGCGCUAUCGUCGCGCGCCUGCGCGAAAAUCGAAAUUCAAAGGCAACCUGCUGCUGAAUCGACGAACGACGAGGCGUUCGACGAACUCUACGCGAACGACGACGAGUUCGGCGGCUCAGCGAGCUGCAGCAGCUCCUUCAGCUCCGCAAGUCUCAUUUGAAGUGCAAUUGGCGUCGCUGAUGAGAAUGUACGGAAAAACGCCGACCGAGGUGAGGAAAUGCUUGCGAUUCUCUGGAUUCUAUGGUUCUUGGGCGGCUUACAAGCAAUAA